AUGGCCGGUGCAAAGAGCCCUCGGGUCAAGGACGACGAAACAAAGAAACGCAAGAGGGAAGCGAACGACGGCAAUCCAAAUUCCAAAAGACAUCGGCACCGGAAAAGCAAGGCAGUCAGCGGCGAUGCGCAAACACCCCAAAAGUCAAAAGGCGAGGAGCAGGAAAAUGGCAAAGGAGCUCAAGAGUUGGCGGAGCCGCGUCCGCGGGAAGUCAUUGGUCAGCCGAAUGACGGCGACGGAGGCUGGCGAAUCUCGAAACCUAUGGGAGGCAGAAUGAUGGAUAUCGAUCCCAUUCUUGCAGCAGAUGAACAGUACCUGAUUUUAACCUACAACACCUCCAUCCAGAUCUACAACACCAAUGAUUCCCUCCUUGUUCGACGCAUCCCGAUCAGCACCCUGGACACUACUUCUUGUCAAGGUUCCACACCAGCCCGCAUUGUCGCGACCCGGUUGUCCAAGAGCAAUCCUCAAUUGGUGUGGGUAGCUUGCUCUGACGGAACCGUGUACUCCGCAAACUGGGCGCAAGGCGGAGCCCCGUCGCCAGUCUUGCAAACAGCAUCUCGUACUGCCAAAGCUCUCGUCGUUAUUCCAGCAGCGCAUGCCGUCAACAAGGACAUUCUUCUGCUGGCAGAGUCGGAAAAGGCAAGCCACAUGCAAGUCAUGGCCUAUCAACCAGUGGAAGGGAGCAAGCCCCAAUCCAAGCGCCUCCUCAGCCUCGAGGGGAAGCAGGGCUGCGGCCUCCAAAUUCUCGAGUCGAGCGAAGAUGGCAAAUUUGUCGUCGGAGCCUUCCAGGACCAGUCAUUCGUGGGCAGCCUCUCCUCUGCAGCGCCGCAGGAUCUGGAGCAGCUACACUACGACUUUUUCUCCUUUGACUGCCCAGACCUCGUCACUUGCCUCGACCUGAGGCUGCGUCACCGGCUCUCGGGAGGCAAGAGAGCCCACAGGGAAACGGACAAUGCGGUGGACGUGAUUGUUGGCGGGGCGAGGGGAGGCAUCUACGUCUAUCACAAUGCCGUUGCCACUGUUGGCAAGCCGGUGAACCGGCAGUCCGCCGAGAAGGGGCUUCUGGUUCAGAAGCAUCACUGGCAUCGCAAAGCCGUACAUGCCGUGAAGUGGUCACGAGACGGCCACUACUUCAUCUCGGGCGGGUCGGAAAACGUUCUCGUCAUCUGGCAGGUCGACACGUCCAAGAAGGACUUCCUCCCGCAUCUGUCCGGCAGCGUCGAGAACAUUGUCGUCUCAGCCGCUGGGUCGUCCUACAUCCUUCACCUCGACGACAACUCGGCAAUGAUGCUUUCGACUGCCGAGAUGAAACCGACAGCCUACGUCGCCGGCAUACAAUCCGCCGCCAUGGAUGUGUCGCAGCCCAAGGAUCUGCUCGUCCGGCGAGUGUGGGAAACACCAAAGCAGGUGCGACGACCCAUCCCCGCCACCAUGAGACCGUCGGAACCGUCCAAAUUCUACGUCUGCGUGGGGAACGGCCGCCAGGCAACCAUGUCGGGGGAGUUUUCUGCUCCGAUGCUGCAGUGCUUCGAUCUGGAAACAUUCACCAGCGUCUCGACACAAGCACUGGCUCGAACCCAGCCGACCGACGUGAAUCUCACCAGCAAGGGACACGCCAUCGACGAGCCUUUGGUGACUACACUGGCCUUUGCUGCAGACGGUCGAUGGCUCGCCAGCAUUGACGAGUGGCGACCAUCACACCGCGAUGUGGAAAACGUUUCUGCCGAUCUCAGGGAUCAGUUCAUCCGCGAGAGACGCGAGAUAUUCCUCAAGUUUUGGCAAGUCCGCGAUGCUGGCAGCUCCUUUGCCCUGGUAUCGAGGAUCAAUGCUCCCCACGCCACCAAAUGUCCCGAGCCGGUUCUCGGCCUGGCAGCGGACCCCACGGCCAGCUCGUUUGCCACCAUUGGAGCCGACGGGGUUGCCCGUGUCUGGCGACCGCGCGACAGGCUGAAUGCCGGAGUUGCCGUAAAAGACCAAGAUGGAAACACUGCGGUGUCGUGGAGCUGCGCGCAGGCCAUCGCCAUUGGGAACGGCACAGGUUCCGACGCUGGCACGGAUCACACGGAUCCGACUCGGGCGACCGAGGUGCAGGGCAGCAUCGCGUUUUCCGAGGAUGGUUCCACCCUGUUUGCUGCCAUUGGCUCGGCAGGCUCUGGGCACGUCUUUGUCAUUGACGCCUCGUCGGGGCAGUUUGUCAGGGUGCUGGAAGGUUUGUGGAGCGGCAAGCUGCAUUCCAUCCAGGCGUCGUCAUCGUACAUUAUCGUCUUGUCGGAUGAGUUGAAGGUGUACGACGUGGUCGGAGACGAGCUGCGGUACGGAAUCGCCGUUCCCCAGACGGAAGGCGUUUCCGAGUUGCUACAGCUGGCGGUCGACCACACGUCGGGGCACUUUGCCGUCACGCUGCCGCUUGGCGGCGGCGUGUCCAGCAUCGGGGUCUUUAGCCCCGAACAUCACCAGCCUCUGCUGGUGAGGAGCACACCCCAUCGGAUCGUCAGCCUGGUGUGCGCCCCGGACGCCAGCGGAUUCAUUGCGCUCGACGACGCGGCGCAGGUCUGGGUAGUCACCGAAGGCUCGGAUCCGUCGCCGUUGGCCACUGUUCAGCCACUCCAGGACCUGCAACUGCACGACAUCUCCGGCGAGGUGGACCUGGCUGUCGGCGGCGACGACGCAAUGGAUGCUGCAAGUGAAGAUGACGUCAGCGACGUCGACAUGGCGGACGAUGACGACGAGGAUGACUCGGCUGUCAAUGUCAUUGCUCAGCACCGUUUGACGGACAUUUUCGACGCCGCGCCCGCGUUCGCAGCGCCAUCUAUAGAGGACAUGUUUUACAAGGUUACCGGGCUGCUGGCUGCGAAGCCGCUAGUGGAGUGA
Molecule: messenger RNA, 2874 nt
Organism: Ustilaginoidea virens
Lineage: Eukaryota; Fungi; Ascomycota; Sordariomycetes; Hypocreales; Clavicipitaceae
Exons: 2
Coding region: 1-2874 (957 amino acids)
Biological process (GO): positive regulation of rRNA processing; positive regulation of transcription by RNA polymerase I
Cellular component (GO): nucleolus
Molecular function (GO): protein binding; RNA binding
Source: RefSeq, a predicted model, not a curated record